CGUUAUUUGGUGGGGUCUGGGCCUCGUGCGCCCCCUGUAGGAGCGGGCGGGCGGCCCCUUUUGUUUGGCGGGGUUGACGAGCUCCCACUUUUCCCUCAGAAACGGCGAUGGAGGCGCAGAGACUGCUCGAAGGCCCGAGGCUGUCGUCCGAGUACUUUCAGAAUUGGUACGGGAGCUCCGACCCGCUGCCGCCGCGUCUCCAGCAGGCCCAGUCAGCCACAGGGCCCGAUCCCGACAGUCUGGAGGAGGCCGCAGCCCCGCCGACAGAGGCCGGACAAGCAGCUCAAAAACGUAAAAGAGGAAGACCUCCAGGACAACAAAAAAAUAAGACUGAGAAAAAUAAGUCUGAGGGUGCAAGCACCAAACGAAGCAAAACCAAUGGGAACUCGGGAGGCAAGCAAGAAAAAAUCACUGAUGCUUUUAAAGUCACAAAAAGAAAAAUCGAUCGUUUCAAUGGAACAACCGAAGCUGAGCUUUUAACAAAAACCUUACCAGAUAUAUUGACCUAUGGUUUAGACAUUGUGAUUAUUGGAAUUAACCCAGGGUUGAUGGCAGCAUACAAAGGGCAUCAUUACCCUGGACCAGGAAAUCAUUUUUGGAAAUGCUUGUUUUUGUCUGGUCUUAUUGAUAAGCCUUUAAAUCAUCUGGAUGAUGCUUCUUUACCAGAAAAGUAUGGAAUAGGUUUCACAAACAUGGUAGAGAGAACUACUCCAGGAAGCAAGGACCUCAAAAGCAAAGAGAUUCGGGAAGGAGGAAAAAUACUUUUGCAAAAAUUACAGAAAUUUAAGCCACGAAUUGCUGUGUUUAAUGGGAAAUGCAUCUAUGAAAUUUUUAGCAAAGAAGUUUUUGGAGUUAAGGUGAAGAAAUUGGAGUUUGGGCAACAGCCGCACAAGAUCCCUGAAGGAGAAACGGUGGUCUAUGUCAUGCCUUCUUCAAGUGCAAGGUGUGCGCAGUUUCCUCGGGCCCAGGACAAGGUACAUUAUUAUAUCAAGCUAAAAGAACUACGAAAUCACUUGAAGGGCAUUAAAACUCCUACAGAGGUCACUGAAGUAGAAUACUCAUUUGACUUGCAAAAAGCUCAAGCGGAAGCCAAGAAAAUGGCAAUUAAAGAGGAAAUGUAUGACCCUGGAUAUGAAGCUGCUUAUGGUGGGUCAUACAUUGAAAAAUCCACUGAAAUCAAUGGGCAGUGCAGUUUUGCUACAACUGAACUAGGUGCAACCAACAAUUCCGAGUUCAACACUGAUUCAAUGUUUUGCCAAGUUCCUGAUGGCCAGUGGAUGACCCAAUCGUUUGCUGAUCAAAUUCCUUCAAUCAGCAAUUACUGCACAGAGUCUCAAGAAGAAAAUAGCACAUAAUGAAUUGACUGGUUUGCAUAACUUAAUGUUACUGCAGUUUUAAUGCAGUCUUAAAAGUACUGUGCCUCAGUUUUUGAACUGAAGAGGUUUUAUCUUUUUACCUAUUGUUAUCUAGAAUUAUAUGUAAUCUUAAUGAUGUAGUAAAGGUCAGAAAGCUGAAUUCUUAAACUUUGAGCAAAACUGCCCAAAAUAUUUAUAGAUCAAAUAAGAAACCAGAUAUGGUUUGUUUUGUUUUUAACUUAAUAUGAUCAGGUGCUCAUUUUAUUCCUGGAAUUAAUUUGGGGUUUCUAGCUAGUUCUCUUUGCUCAAGUGUUGCAAUUACAAGGCUAUUCAGCCAUCCUGAAAUUCCUUCUGUUACUGUUAGCAACAGGUUAGAAUAUUAUCAGUUUUGGUCAAAAUAAUGGUGGGAGUUCAACAGAAAUCUUGAUCACCAAUUAAACUGGAUUGAAACAGCGCUUUUUAAGAUCUUGCUUAUUUGAAGUUCUUGUAAUAUUUGCAUUUCUCUGGAUGUGUGCACAUCGGGUACUAUUAAUAGCAGUUUCAUUUUCAUGUCAGUUCAGGCCACCUUAAUCUUGGGUUUAUUUGACCAAAGGCGUGCUUUUUUGUUUGAAAAAAAGAAUCAUAUUAAUUAUGGGUCCAGGUGUCCAUUGGCUUAUGCAAAUUUAACAAUAAAAUCAGAGCAGUUUUAAUUUGUUAUUUUAAGUUUGUUUUGAAACGUUAGUAUUGGGGGCAUGUUGCUUCUCCUUUAGAAAAUUGAAACUCUUGAGCAAGAUGAAAUUUUUUUUUCAGACUCAGCCUUUUUCUCGUGUAUUUAAGGCUGAGAAGGUGCUAUAGAUUUGCAAAAAUAAUAAGUGUAACAAAUGAUGUUUUACAUUUGAAUGGAUGUUCUUUAAUACUUUAAUUUUUUAACUCCAAGUUGCUAAUUUAUUUCAUAUUUUAGCAAUAAAUUCUCCAUUUGGGUUUUUAUUAAUAUUGCUGAAUACACAUUAUAAUUCUUUCAUCUUUUGCACAAAUCCAUUUUGAAUUAUUAGGAGUAGACUAUAGUUUGUCAAGUUAACAGUAGUGCACAAGAAGAGCCAGAGGAUAAGUUCCCUGCUAAAUCAUUCAAUUUUGUUUUUUCAAAAAUUGGAGACUCAGCAACAGUACAGUUGCCUUCAGUUUGAGGUUAUAAUAUUUUUUCAAAUAUGAACUUAUUUUUAAAAAUGGCUUUCAACUGAAAAUUGACUGUACAUUAAAUGGACCAUUCUCAAUUCUGGCAUUUCAAAGCAAUUUUCCCUUCAAGCUAAACUUGCACCAUUUGGCAUGAUUCAAGUUUGAAAGAGAAAGCAACUGAAAUUCUUUGCUGUGCCCUUACACUUAAGCACUUAAGUCUAGAACAAUAUAACUCGACCUGUUUUUAACCCUAAUUCUGUCAAGAGAAAUCACAAGUGCAAGGGAAUUUAAACCCUGAUGAUAACUUACAAUGCAAGCUGUGUAAGGAUUGACAGAUUUAACAAGUGGUGAUGUGGCCAGUUAAUAGCAUCCUUGCACCAAAAUGAUGAGGGUCUUACUCCAAAAUUCGUGGUGUAGUCUUUCAGACUGAGCCACCUUUCUGCUCUGGCCAACUGCUAUCAGUGCCUCGUACGGGGUUCACUAGGCAUAAUGGUCAAGAAUAAGUAAGAAGACUGAAAAAAGCCAAAAUGGUUUCAUACAGAUUCUACCAGGUGGGCCAAGGGCAGCAGAGACAGCUUCCCAAAGAAACCUCUGGUGUUGGGCUUGCUUCUAAUUACCUCAUCAGACACCAUCCCCUCUCCCUCCGCUGCUUAGUCAUGAUCCCUGUCUUGCUUGCAUUACCCUCUUCCGCUGGUAUAAAGUAUUACCAAGUUAGACCAGAUCUCUGAACAGACUUGGGAAUAAAAAUAUCUCAGGUUUACACCUGCCAACCUGACAGUUAUUUUUCCUCCCUGUAUUAAAAUUCAGCUACUGCUUUUGAAGUAAAAGUUCACUUAACUGUGACAUUAUGUAAAUGCCUUAAAUGUUCAUUAAGGAAACUAUUGUAACUAAUCUGCAUGACUGUUUUCAACAAAGAAUUUGUAAUACUGUCUCUAGUGACUUAAAGCUGUUUUACAGGAAGUUUUAAAGUUACCUGUGUCAUAUUAUCUAGUUUGUAAAAUGUGCCUGUGGGAAUAUAUACAAGUAAAUGUACUCUGACUUGAAGUGAAUGGGCAGCUACUGGAAACUUUUAAAAAUGUUAACAUGAUACUGUUUACAACUUGUAAAUUUGGUGCUCAAUCCUCUUGCAAGAGAGUGAUAGUUUUGAAAUCUGGUGGAAAAAAAAUAAAAAUUACAAUGAA
Messenger RNA from Stegostoma tigrinum, 3688 nucleotides. Its product is annotated as G/T mismatch-specific thymine DNA glycosylase-like. Gene Ontology annotation, molecular function: mismatch base pair DNA N-glycosylase activity. Lineage: Eukaryota; Metazoa; Chordata; Chondrichthyes; Orectolobiformes; Stegostomatidae. The record is from RefSeq and is a predicted model, not a curated record. Gene Ontology annotation, biological process: base-excision repair, AP site formation. Gene Ontology annotation, cellular component: nucleus. The coding region runs from base 108 to 1355 and encodes 415 amino acids. The transcript is spliced from 10 exons.